AUGGAGCCAUCGAAAUCCUCGAUUCAAUCUCUAGUAAGUGACAUCAAGAAGGAGAUUUUUUCAAAUGAUAAUAUCCAUGCAUUUGUUUCCUCAUCUGCCUAUGACACAGCUUGGUUAGCCAUGAUUCCUGCCGAUCCCAGAAAAUAUAACUCUCCCAUGUUCAAGAAUUGCUUGAAUUGGAUACUUGAAAACCAGAAAGAAGGGGGAUUUUGGGGCAAUACGGACGAAGAGGGUUUACCAACCAUCGAUACUCUACCCUCAACUCUUGCUUGCAUGGUUGCCCUCAAAACUUGGAAUGUAGGCCAAGAAAAUAUUGAGAAAGGAUUGGCAUUUGUUCAUGACAAGGUAGAGAUACUUCUGAAAAUAAAUUAUCAGAAUCUUCCUCGGUGGUUUCUCAUUGUUUUUCCGGCAAUGAUUGCACUCGCUCAGGCAGCCAGCCUGGAACUCGUUUUACCUCAGGGAUCAGAAGGAGUGAUAGCCGACGUUUUAUUCAACCAGCAACAAAUUCUUCAAACGGAAGAGCUUGUUGAUGAGUCACGGUAUUGGGAUCUUCCUCUGUUGGCCUACCUGGAGAGCUUGCCACCAACGUAUAAUGUCCAUCAAGAGGAAAUUAUUAAGCAUUUGAGCAAUGACGGUUCAUUAUUUCAGUCACCUUCUGCUACAGCUCAUGCGUUUAUGGCCACGGGAAACAUCAAAUGUAGAAGAUAUCUCGAGUCUCUAGUACAAAAUUGUCCUAAUGGAGGAGUACCAGCAAAGUAUCCUGUGGACGAAGAACUAGUAAAGCUUUGCAUGGUUGAUCAUGUGCAAAGGCUGGGUUUGGCUGAGCAUUUCAAUGGAGAGAUCGAGAAAAUACUUGCUCAAAUUUACAGGGAUCAGAAACAAUGCAAGUCAAAGCCAGGAAAGACAAAUAUUUUAUCACCCAUAAAAUUAUACAAGGACUCCUUGGCUUUUCGUCUCUUCCGUAUGCAAGGAUAUGAUGUAAAUCCAGGGAACUUCUGUUGGUUUCUAAAUCAUGCAGAAAUCCUGAAUCAUAUGGAAGAAAACUGUGAAAAAUUCAUUACGGUGAUGUACAGUGUAUACGCAGCCACAAAUUUGUUAUUUCCAGGAGAGUGUGAAUUAGAGGAGGCAAGAGCAUUUGCCAGAAGAAUGCUAGAAAGAUCAGUUAAAAGAAAUAGGGAUCAUAACUUUGUACUUUCCAAGGGAUUUCAGAGUGUGGUUAAGCAUGAAUUGGAGCUUCCAUGGAUUGCUAGGCUGGAUCAUCUUGACCAUAGGACGUGGAUGGAAGAAAAUAAAAUAACCCCCUUGUGGGUUGGGAAGGCCUCAUUUUACAGGUUAUCCAGUCUAGACAACAAGAAGCUAUUGCAGCUUGCUGUGGAAAAUUAUGAGUUUAGACAGCUGAUAUACAGAAAUGAAUUAGAGGAACUUAAAAGGUGGUCCAUGAAAUGGAGACUUAGUGACAUGGGAUUUGGGAGAGAAAAAACUGUGUAUAUGUACUUUGCUGUUGCUGCUAGCAUUUGCCUGCCUUUGGAUUCCCUUGUUCGAUUGAUAUCUGCAAAGGCUGGGAUAAUUAUCACAGUAGCUGAUGACUUUUAUGACAUGGAAGGUUCUAUGUCUGAGCUGGAAGUCUUGACGGAUGCCGUUAAGAGAUGGGAUGGCAAAGGAUUACAAGGACACAGUAAAACUAUCUUUGACGCCCUUGAUGACUUUGUAAAUGAAAUUACAUCAAAAUGUCACCAACAUGAAAGAAGCGAAAUCCGGGAAAAAAUUCGAGAUAUUUGGCGUGAAACAUUUGUUUCGUGGAUGGUGGAGAAAACUUGGAGCCACAAAGGGUAUAUACCAUCUGCAAAUGAAUAUCUUGAAACUGGAAUGAUAUCAAUUGCAGCGCAUACCAUUACUCUUCCAGCCUCUUGUUUCUUGAAUCCGGGCUUAACAAGUGAAAGGCUCAAACCAGCAGAAUAUGAGAACAUCACAAAAUUACUUAUGGCUAGAACCCGAUUAUUAAAUGACGUUCAAAGCUAUGAGAAGGAAAAAGCAGAUGGGAAAAUGAAUCUUGUAUUGCUCCACUUGAAUGAAAAUCGACAGGCUUGUAUAGAUGAAUCAAUAGCUCACGUCGAAGAGAUUGUGGAAAUGAAAAGGAAAGAAUUCCUCAAACAUGUUCUGUUGGAUAGAUUUGAUGAUUUGCCAAAAUCAUGCAAGAAUCUUCAUCUCUCUUGUAUGAAAGUAUUUCAAAUGUUUUUUAACUCUGCCAACUUACUUGAUAGCGAGGUAGCGCUUGUUGAUGACAUUAAGAAAGCAAUUUACCUUCCCAUUGACCACCCGUCCAGACCUUUUGUGCAGCCUCUGCCAUUAGUUCCUGAGAAGACGAAGAAGGAUGGAGUAACCAAGACCACUGUUAGUUUCCAUCGAGCCUGGAGAAAUCGGGCAAGGGUAAACAUGAUUAAAACCCCAUCUUUCGGGACUAUCGCUAUUCCAAGAGCUGGACAAGUAAAUAUCCCAAUGAGAUCUAAUUUCUGCUUCAUCUGA
Fraxinus pennsylvanica is the source of this 2523-nucleotide messenger RNA. NCBI's taxonomy places the organism in Eukaryota, Viridiplantae, Streptophyta, Magnoliopsida, Lamiales, Oleaceae. The record is from the annotation of a GenBank genome assembly.